AUGAUCUAUGGUUUGGUGUUGUUCCCGAAUAUUCCAAAUUUCGUCGAUCUAACUGCUGUUUGUCUCUUCAUGGAUCAAAAUCCUGUGCCCACUCUUUUAGCAGAUACUUAUUAUACCAUCCACUCCAGGUAUGGGAAGAAAGGAUCAGUUGGGAGUUGUUUACCGUUGCUAUAUGAGUGGUUCACUUCACAUUUACCUAAAAGCGGGCCGUUUGUUACAACAAAAGACUCACAAAAAUGGCCUCAAAGGAUCAUGGGGCUUACUGGAAACGACAUUGUCUGGUGUCCUACCGGAAUGGACGUUGAGGAAGUUAUAACUAGUUGUGGUACUUUUGACAAUGUUCCCCUCAUAGGAACGAAAGGAACCGAUCCAAAGGGUCUAGAAAAGGUGAGGAGUGCCUGGAAUAGCAUCCAUACAGAUGAUCAGACUUCUCUAGGUGAAAAGAAUGUCGUUGCCAAACAAGCCUACACGGAUUGGGUUGAGGAUAGAGUUAAAGAUCGUCUGUUGCCUUUCCCGAAGGUUAAUCCAUUGUACAAGCAACCACCUAAGGUUCCAAUUGCCAUUAUGCCUGCUGAGAAUUGCAUCCCAGUAAAUAUGGAAAGCACCCAAUUGCACGAAAAGAAAUCAGAUGCGCGACCAAAACAUCAUCUUGUGGACCAAAUAGGGGUUGAGUUGACACAUGAAGCCAAGGUGCUGAAAGAAGGAUCUUUGAGAGUUCAAAAGAGGGCUAGAACGGAAAAAGGUGAAAGGGAUACUACUGUUGUUGUUGAAGAUCACCAGGAGAUCAUAAAAAGGGCCGUAAAAGAGGCAGAAGAGAGACUCAAACGAGAGUACAGAGAAGACUUGAAGGCUUAUAAACUCAAGAUAGAAAGGGAGGCCAGAGCUGAAGUGAGGAGUCUGAAAAAGAAACUGGAAGAAGAGACCACCCAAAGGAUAGCGGUUGAGACUCAGCUGAAAGGAAGUCACCUCCGCACCGCCCGACUAACAGAAGAAAACGCCAAGCUCAGAGAUCGAAUGAUGGGUUUUGAUGGUAUGGUUAUGGAGAUAGAAAGGAUAUGA
This is a messenger RNA of Vicia villosa (hairy vetch), 1059 nucleotides long. RefSeq lists its product as uncharacterized. The transcript is spliced from 3 exons. Lineage: Eukaryota; Viridiplantae; Streptophyta; Magnoliopsida; Fabales; Fabaceae. Bases 1 to 1059 code for a protein of 352 amino acids. The record is from RefSeq and is a predicted model, not a curated record.